GUUUUGCAGUCGUUGAUGAGUGCAGCAAUUCCAAACGUCAUUGGUUGGAUUGCGAUCUCCUUUGCAAAAGGAACAAAAAUGGUCUACAAGCAUUUGGCCACACUAUACUUUGUUUUUGUCUUUGAUAGCUCUGAGAAUGAGCUUGCCAUGCUCGACCUCGUACAAGUGUUUGUUGAAACAUUGGACAGAUGCUUCAAGAAUGUAUGCGAGCUUGACAUCAUAUUUAACUUCAACAAGGUACCAUAUGUCCAUAUGAUCCUACCUUUUUUAUCCUUUUAUAAUAGAAUAGUGUGCCUAUCGAGGAUGCAGGGUUUCUAUCCUGCUGAAAAUUCCAUUUAUGAUUCUUCAAUUGCAUGUUGCAUGUUUUAGGCAGCAAAAAAGGUGGGACAUAGAAGCUGCAUCACCAUUUUUGAUAGCAGUUGGGUUAUCUGUUUCAAAUUACGCCUUUUUAUGCACAUGCCAUAUGCAGUACUGUGCAAAUCUGAAAGUUUGAGUAUAACAAAUGCCUGAAUCCAAGAAUCCCUGUUAUGCAGAAUAGUUAUACCAUUAUCUAUCCAUCUAAUUAAUUAUUGUGGUUGUAAUAGGCAAUAUAGAUAGGCUUCAAAUGGAUAAUUUUCUUAGGAGCUGGGUGGAGUUUGGAUGGCAGCUGCCUUAAAUGAUGGAGGGCACUGGGCACCCCUGGGAGAGAGGCUUUGGCUAAGCAGGGAGAUAGAGUUAAGAACUUGAGAUACAUAGGACUUCUAUUUUUUAAUUACAUUGUCUGCUUUGGCUC
Zea mays is the source of this 772-nucleotide messenger RNA. Its product is annotated as AP-3 complex subunit sigma. Gene Ontology annotation, biological process: vesicle-mediated transport; intracellular protein transport. The record is from RefSeq and is a predicted model, not a curated record. Lineage: Eukaryota; Viridiplantae; Streptophyta; Magnoliopsida; Poales; Poaceae. The transcript has 3 exons. The coding region runs from base 16 to 369 and encodes 117 amino acids. Gene Ontology annotation, cellular component: membrane coat.